Molecule: messenger RNA, 1157 nt
Organism: Suricata suricatta (meerkat)
Lineage: Eukaryota; Metazoa; Chordata; Mammalia; Carnivora; Herpestidae
Gene: TMEM9B
Product: TMEM9 domain family member B
Exons: 6
Coding region: 101-697 (198 amino acids)
Biological process (GO): positive regulation of canonical NF-kappaB signal transduction
Cellular component (GO): lysosomal membrane
Source: RefSeq, a predicted model, not a curated record
GGGCGGAGGAGCCGGCGCCGGAGCUCCAGCCUGAGCCCCAGCCGGGAGCGGGUCUCGGCGGGGGGGCUCCGGGCUGUGGGAGCUGCUGGGCCUGGCAGCGAUGGCGACCCUGUGGGGAGGCUUCCUUCGGCUUGGCUCCUUGCUCAGCCUGUCCUGCCUGGCGCUCUCAGUGCUGCUGCUGGUGCAGCUGUCAGACGCCGCCAAGAACUUCGAGGAUGUCCGAUGUAAAUGUAUCUGUCCUCCCUAUAAAGAUAAUUCUGGGCAUAUUUAUAAUAAGAACAUAUCCCAAAAAGAUUGUGAUUGCCUUCAUGUCGUGGAUCCCAUGCCUGUACGCGGGCCUGAUGUGGAAGCCUACUGCCUACGCUGUGAAUGCAAGUAUGAGGAAAGAAGCUCUGUUACAAUCAAGGUUACCAUUAUAAUUUAUCUCUCCAUUUUGGGCCUUCUCCUUCUAUACAUGGUGUAUCUUACCCUGGUUGAGCCCAUACUGAAGAGACGCCUGUUUGGACACUCGCAGUUGAUACAGAGUGAUGAUGAUGUUGGGGAUCACCAGCCUUUUGCAAAUGCCCACGAUGUGCUAGCCCGCUCCCGCAGCCGAGCCAAUGUGCUGAAUAAGGUAGAGUAUGCCCAGCAGCGCUGGAAGCUUCAAGUUCAGGAGCAGCGAAAAUCCGUCUUUGACCGUCAUGUUGUUCUCAGCUAAUCGGAAAUCAUACUGAAGGUAUCUGGUUCACCUGUGGCUGCACUUCAUGGUAAAGUGGAUCUGAAGUACCAGGUGGCUCCUCAUAAAAUGCAGAUUUUCCUCAUGUACUGUGAUGUCUGAUGCAAUGCAUCCUAGGACAAACUAGCAAUUUGCUAGUUUACUCUAAUGACUAAACAGAGUCUGGUGUGUGUGGUCUUUCUCGUCUUCUUCUAGUGUCUUUAAGGACUUCGACACUUGCAAUAAAGGAAUUUUCUUUUAACCCCAAGCCUCUCUGGACUGGUGACAUACACGCCUUUGUCAACAUUUCCGGUCAGGUGGAGAGGCAGCUGUUUGAGCUGUAGUGUGUGCUGGGGUUCUGGGGGCCUCCUUUGAAACCUGUAACAGUUAUUGGAUAACUGGCUGUUUUCUUUGGAUGUCCUCUUUGGAAUGUAACAAUAAAAAUGAUUUUUGAAACACUUAA